CCACCACUAAAUAUAAAUUUAAACAGAAUCGUUUGGAUAAAAUUUGAAAAGUUCGAAAUUUCAGUUUCCGGUGCAAGAUAAGUUAUUUAAAUCGCGUUUUGGCGUAUUCUUUAUGCACUGAUUAUUUCGUUACCUCUAAAGUACUAUAAAGAAGUCAUACAACAGAUAUAAACAAAAGUAUAUAAAGCAGGAUUGUAUUUGCUAAAAAAAUAGUGUGAACGAAAUAAGCAGCGUGUGAGGAGAUUGCUAAAUAAUUGAAAUUAAAUUAAACGAAUCGUGUAUAUUUCAAAUAUAACAUGGAAAAACGCGAUAAGAGUUGGGACAUUGACGCAACAAUGAAAUUAAUUAAAAAAGUCGAACAGCACCGUUUGCUGUGGGAUACACAUGACAUUGAUUUUCUGAAUAUUGUGAAGAAACGACAUGUUUUCAGUGAGAUUGGUUUAGAAUUUGGUUGUAUUGGUUCGGAAAUAGAACGCAAGUGGCGCGAGUUGCGAAACCAAUAUCGACGUGAAAAAUUGCAAUACAACAACUUGAAUGCAAUGCCCACAUGGUUUGCCUAUGAACAUAUGCGCUUUGUGGAUAAUCAGGAUUCGUGCAACUCCUUGACCAUGGCACCAACCUCACCAAUUUCCGCAAACUCAUCGAUUGCGGAAGCUUCGAACGCAUUUUUCCGUACAUAUAAAAUACAGAAUGGUAAAUUCCCUUUAACCAGUGACACAAUAUCCGACGUUGAACAGUCACAAUUAGCUGAUCGUGAUUUGAAAUUUUCGCUGAAGGCGUUGCAGCUAAAUUACGAAAAAUUCAAGAUCCUCGCAUACAGCUGUGCGUACAACGCGAUAUCGAUAAUGCACUCUACGAUGCAUUAAUGAAAAACGUUGUGCCGAAACGUAACACAAUCGGUGCCAUUACAAGUGCCAGUAGUAACAAUAGUAGAUAUAAAUCGUGUAAAUACAUUGUGCCCGGUAUGAGCUCGUUUUUUAAUUAUUACCACUAAAACAAAACAACAAAAAAACUAACAACUUCGAUUUUACAUAUAGUGGUAGUACGGCACACAACACAUGUGUAACACUUUACACUGGCAUGCUGCUGUGGAGCUGCUAAUGCAAAUGGACAGACUGCCUGCUUGAAAAUUGAUUGCUAAUAAUUUGUGAACAAAUAUACACUAGAGAUUCUGUUGCCACUAUUAUUUAAUAAAAUUACAAAAUUUUCAGCAAA
Molecule: messenger RNA, 1215 nt
Organism: Zeugodacus cucurbitae (melon fly)
Lineage: Eukaryota; Metazoa; Arthropoda; Insecta; Diptera; Tephritidae
Exons: 2
Coding region: 297-866 (189 amino acids)
Biological process (GO): regulation of transcription by RNA polymerase II
Cellular component (GO): nucleus; transcription regulator complex
Source: RefSeq, a predicted model, not a curated record